Podarcis raffonei (Aeolian wall lizard) is the source of this 3036-nucleotide messenger RNA. RefSeq names its product PDZ and LIM domain 4 (gene PDLIM4). The transcript has 7 exons. The record is from RefSeq and is a predicted model, not a curated record. Bases 218 to 1210 code for a protein of 330 amino acids. Gene Ontology annotation, biological process: actin cytoskeleton organization; muscle structure development; heart development. Gene Ontology annotation, molecular function: muscle alpha-actinin binding; actin binding. Gene Ontology annotation, cellular component: stress fiber; filamentous actin; Z disc. NCBI's taxonomy places the organism in Eukaryota, Metazoa, Chordata, Lepidosauria, Squamata, Lacertidae.
CCUCUCCCGCCUCCUCCUCCUCCUCCUCUUCUCCCCGAGGUGGAGGAACAGAGAGACGUCAGGCCGGACCGGAGAUUAGCAGUCGCUUUAAGUGGAUUAGAAAGCAGCCGAGUUUGGGAGAAGCGAGCGGAGAGUGAGCGGAGCGGGCGCCGCUUUCCCCUCUCAGGCUUCAGCCUCUCUCUCGCUCGCUUUCUCUCUGGAACUGAGGCGCCCCGCCAUGCCCCAGACAGUGGCUCUGAGCGGCCCUUCGCCGUGGGGCUUCCGGCUGGUCGGGGGCAAGGAUUUCAGCACCCCGCUGACCAUUUCCAGGAUUAAUCCUGGAAGUAAAGCCGCCCUUGCCAGCCUUUGCCCAGGUGAUGUCAUCUUGUCAAUUAAUGGUGAGAGCACAGAAAACAUGACACAUCUAGAAGCACAAAACAAGAUCAAAGCUUGCCUGGAUCAGCUGACCCUAUCUGUGAACAGAGCUGAAAGCAAGGGUUGGGUCCCUAAUAUUUUAGAAGAUGGAAAAGCACAAGCUUAUCGAGUCAAUGUAGAACCAGAGCCACAGGAUAAUGGACCUGUUCCAAAUAGGAGACCAGCAACAUUUCCACCCGGAGGAAGUCCAACAGACAACAAACAGAUAUCGAAUGUGCAGUACAAUAACCCCACGCGGCUAUAUACAAACAACAAUGCAGAUUCCAGUUUACCAUCACAGAUGAGUAGUCUGCAUAUCACAUCUCCCCACAGUGCUGACCCUUUGAGGUCCCUACCAAGAAGCAGAAAUGGAAUUGACAUGGACUCAGAUGUGUACAAAAUGCUGCAGGAUUAUGAAAGACCAGUUUCAGAACCCAAGCAGUCAGGAUCUUUCCGAUAUCUGCAAGGCAUGUUGGAAGCAGGGGAAAAUGGUGAAAAACAUGACAGGCUGACGAGUCCAAGACAUGUUAAAUCUCCAGUAUCCAAAUUGGCUGGAGCCAUGCCUGGCUUACAGAUGCUCCCCGAGUGCACCAGAUGUGGCAAUGGAAUUGUUGGCACAAUAGUGAAAGCCCGUGACAAGCUCUACCAUCCAGAAUGUUUCAUGUGUGACGACUGCGGCCUCAACUUGAAGCAAAGGGGCUACUUCUUCAUUGAGGAACAGCUGUACUGUGAAAUGCAUGCCAAGGAAAGGGUUAAGCCGCCAGAAGGAUAUGAUGUGGUUGCUGUUUAUCCCAAUGCUAAAGUUGAACUUGUCUAAAUAGAUACUCUUAUUUCCUGGAGAGGUCAAGAGGUGGCACACCCACCCACAGGCACAGGCACUGUUUUAAAGCAUGGCUGUAAUCAACUCUGAUUAUUCAAGUCUCAGUAAAAUGUCUUUUCAGAGAUAAAAUGGUUUGCACUUGGGAUCUCAAGGGGAUAGUGCUGAAAGGCCUCUCAAAAGGAUUUCUCUCUCCUUUUGACACUUGCUUUUGGGUUGCUGUGUUGCUGUUUGGGUGGGUUCUGUUUUGUUUCAUUUUUUUACUGCACAUAGUUUCCAUCAUACCCCAAUCCAAAACCUGUGUAAAUAUGGGUGCUUUUUAAAACACUGUUUCAUAUAAAACCAGUAUUUCUUUUAUUCUGGACUCAGCUCGACUGUAAAGAAAAAGCGAUUUAUAUGCGUUGUAUGUGCGAUAUAACAUUGUGUCACCAGGUGGCAACGUGGAGUCCAGUUUUUCUCUAUCUGUUUUCCCUGUUUAAAUUUACAACGUUUUUAAACUGAAACGCUUCUUUGAUGUGUCUAGAUCCAGCCUCUGUCUCAUUAUAAAAGAUAACGAAGACUGCAUGAAAGCUCCAUGAAAAGAAGGCACUUUAAGAAAUGACAUUGACAUUUUACAUGUUAAAGCGUUGCAUCACAUUUACUUUUGUCAGUAAUAGAGAUAUGCCACAAAGAUUGCUUUGUGGCUUUCAGAGUGAUAGAAAACUGAGGCCACGUGUAAUGAGAAUUUUAAAUAUGAAGCUGGCUGCAUGAGUUUCACCAAGAAACUUGGGAAUGAACAGGUAAAGGACUCGUAAGAACACAGAUAUAUAUAUAAAAGGUAAUGUCCUGGUUGCCACUUCCAAACAAUACUAUUUAUUACAUGUAAGACUAAUCAUUAACAUUUAUCAUUCUGGCGAUAUCUGUCAGUAGCAGCUAGAGCUAUCCACUGGGGCUUGUGCUCCAAUACUGCCUUUCUUGUUAUACCAGAGAAAAUAUCCUGGGAAACCCAAUGGAUGGUCCCCCAUUGACUGGUAGUAAUGAACAGGUUGGAGACCCUGUUAAGUUUCCUCAGGUCUUUCCAGAUCAAGGGGACCCUAAUAUAAUUUCCAUUGUGGCACCAAACUAUAACUGUGUAAACCACUGUUGUGCCCUGCAUAAAAAUGUUUAAGAAAGAUUUCACAUAUAUAUUGUACAUGUGGUUUUCUCUCUCUCAUCUUUGAGAAAGCAUGGCUUCUUUUGCAGAUAUUCUUGGUUACUGAAUCAUCUAGGCACCUACAUUUAUUCUUUCUUUCUUUUUAAUAAAACUUUGAACAAAGGGCUUUACAUGCCAGCCAAAAACACUUUACUUAAAACUGCUUUCAGAUACAAUGAAGUUGACCUGGUCAACACUAUGUGCGGAACAUCUACAUCCAGCCUAGGAUGAAAAGAAAAAUAAUUCAUUCCAGAUUCUGUUCUUAGGGCAAGGCAUCAGACCUAAGUAUCAUAGACAUUUAGGAGCUUUCAAGACAAUCUUUGUGUAGCACAACAAUUGCACAUUUGUUAUUCAUUUGUUACAUUUGAAAUUGUCAUGAUAGACACAAAUUGUUCAUUUCUUGAGAGGAAUUAUGUCAUCACCAAUCCUGAUUACAGAGCUAUUGGGGGAGGGAACCCCUGCAGUUUUUGAAUAGAAGGAUAUGACCGAGACCUUACAGAAGUCAACUCCUGAACUCAAGUAUAAACAAUCCAGAUGUGAAUAUGAGGGUGGAGUGCUCAGUGGCCCUUGUGCUCUCCGAAACAGUGAUUGCCCUGGGCAGCCAAACUGCUAAUCCUAAGUGUAAAGGGGAGGAAAUAAACUUUCUAUGUCUAAA